Molecule: messenger RNA, 282 nt
Organism: Bursaphelenchus xylophilus (pine wood nematode)
Lineage: Eukaryota; Metazoa; Nematoda; Chromadorea; Rhabditida; Aphelenchoididae
Source: the annotation of a GenBank genome assembly
AUGGCGGACAAAUCGGCCUACGUCCCCGUCGAAGCGACGAGUGGAGGCGCCAAGAAAGCGACCGACCUCGACAUCGACAUUGACGACAACGACUACUUCGGCGACAAGAAGGCUCAAUCUCCCACCCCGGCUCCGGUGGCACCACCUCCACCCCCACCACCUCCACCUCCACCAGCCCCCGCUCCCGCUCCGGCUGCCGUGAAAGAGAGCGCCGGCGGCAAGAAGAAGAUCGUCUACAAGAAGCCCACCGUCUACCAGAAGACCUACGCCGGACGAAAGUGA